This is a messenger RNA of Gigantopelta aegis, 1415 nucleotides long. RefSeq lists its product as uncharacterized. The coding region runs from base 1 to 1344 and encodes 447 amino acids. The transcript is spliced from 6 exons. The record is from RefSeq and is a predicted model, not a curated record. NCBI's taxonomy places the organism in Eukaryota, Metazoa, Mollusca, Gastropoda, Neomphalida, Peltospiridae.
AUGACAACAGCUGCGGCUAAGGAUGGCAGAUUGUGGAUCCAUUAUUUACAAGCGUACCUGUUCAAUACGCAUACUCUUCUGUUGGAGGAAGCGCCAAAAGCACUGUUUGAUGUUAUCCAUCGGCAAGGAAAGAUACUCGAGUCAGACAACUGGUUCCCAGUGCAGAUUGAUGAUCUCAAAUUAUACAUACAGUCGGCGAUAGUGAACGACAAAAAGUCUCCAACUGACGCCCACAACGUCAUCAUCACGGCCUGGGACGGCAUCAACACCACGGCGUUCUACUGCUGCUUCACCUCAACCUCUGGACAACCUCUCUCCGUCACCGCGACCUUGCUUCACCGGUUCAGACACGGGGAAAUAGUCGCCUCCCAGUUCAGCUGUGAGGUUUCCAAGACCAUUUCUCUGAAGUCCACAGUCAGAUUCGCCUUGUCAAGCUGCUACAACAGCAGUACAGACAGAAGUCUGCCCAUCGAGUAUCCGGAGCAGGCCCCGGGGAAGAUGGCGGUCUGUAUAAAAUGCGUUUACGGACGACCAGACCCCCAGCGGAUGGUGGAGUGGUUUGAACUACAGAAGAUGCACGGAGUCAGUCGAGUGCUGGGGUUCCAGUUAGCGGUCCAUGCUGAUAGCAGACGAGUUCUGGACUACUACCAAGAACAAGGUUUCCUGACCAUGCUUCCGUUCGCGAUCCCUGGAAACGUAACGAGAAAUGGCAGAAGCAGACGAGGCUUCGAAUACAAAGACAGAAUUGACGAGUGGCAGUUCCGGUCGGAUGAACAGGUGGCGGUGUUUGAAUGUCAGGAGAGGCUGUCGGGUUUCUCGUACGUGGGUGUGUACGACAUGGACGAGGUCAUAGUACCGGAGAGAUACAACGACAUGCAUAACGACACGGCUUUCCUGGUUGGAUUUCUGAAGUAUCUGGAAAAACUAUACCCGUCAGCAGGGGCUUUCCAGUUCCGUAUUGAGAACUUUGUCUUUGACUGGGGAAAGUCAAACAACGAGUCUAGUCUUAGUAUGAUGCAGUACGUAAAACGAUCGAAGCGGAUGGGCGACCCUAAAGUAGUGCACAAACCGGAGAGACUGCGCUGGGCAAGAACACACUCCGUGAAACUCAAGAAAGGAUAUUUCACGAAAAGACUCCCACGUUACAUGGCCAAUGUUCAUCACUACAGGACGUGUAGGGCCAACUGGGAAAAAGGUGUUUGUUUUUCUCUGGCUCGAUUUGAAGACAGACAGCUACUGCGCUGGGAGAAACAACUGGAGAUUAAUAUACGUAAAGUGCCUUCACGUGUUUGGGAGCCUUCAACUUCUAAACCCAACAGAUCACUGCGAAAAUACAUGCGUUAACGGUGCAUAUUUUGUGUACAAGUCGGAGAUAUUUAAACCAGAGAGCAUUGGAUCGCGAGUGCUACUGAACU